Molecule: messenger RNA, 2359 nt
Organism: Olea europaea var. sylvestris
Lineage: Eukaryota; Viridiplantae; Streptophyta; Magnoliopsida; Lamiales; Oleaceae
Product: cytochrome P450 734A1-like
Exons: 7
Biological process (GO): brassinosteroid homeostasis; brassinosteroid metabolic process
Molecular function (GO): oxidoreductase activity, acting on paired donors, with incorporation or reduction of molecular oxygen; iron ion binding; heme binding
Source: RefSeq, a predicted model, not a curated record
UUAUUUUAUAGAAAACUGGUAUUUGGCGUGAAAGUUUUUGUUCAUCUAUGGUGGAUACCGAGGAAGAUCGGAAAUCACUUCAUGAAGCAAGGAAUUAAAGGACCUAAGUAUCAGCUUUUUCUAGGCAAUUUAAAAGAACUUGCCAGCUUAAAUUUGAAGGCUUCAGCUCAACCGAUGCUUCUACCCCACAACAUACUCCCUAGAGUUCUCUCCUUCUAUCAUCACUGGAAGAAGAUUUAUGGCGGGACGUUUUUAGUAUGGUUUGGACCAACGCCUCGUCUCACCAUAUCUGAUCCAUCACUCAUUCGGGAAAUUUUCGUCUUGAAAUCGGAUUAUUUCGAGAAAAAUGAGUCUCCUCUACUUGUGAGAAAACUUGAAGGUGAUGGUUUGUUAAGUCUCAAAGGAGAAAAAUGGGCUCACCACAGAAAGAUUAUUCAACCAACUUUCCACACAGAAAAUCUCAAGUUAAUGAUGCCGAUGAUGGCAAAAAGCAUAGAAGAGGCAGUCGAGAGGUGGUCGGGCGAGAUAUCGAAUGCCGGAAAAGUAGAAGUUGAAGUAUCAGAAUGGUUUCAGAACUUGGUUGAAGAUGCCAUUACAAGAACAACUUUUGGAAGCAGCUAUAAAGAUGGAAGGGCAAUUUUUGAUUUGCAAUCACAACAAAUGGUCCACGCCACUGAGGCCUAUCAGAAAGUUUUCAUCCCUGGAUACAGGUAUGUAACAUUAAUGAUGCCGAUGAUGGCAAAAAGCAUAGAAGAGGCAGUCGAGAGGUGGUCGGACGAGAUAUCGAAUGCCGGAAAGGUAGAAGUUGAAGUAUCUGAAUGGUUUCAGAACUUGGUUGAAGAUGCCAUUACAAGAACAACUUUUGGAAGCAGCUAUAAAGAUGGAAGGGCAAUUUUUGAUUUGCAAUCACAACAAAUGGUCCACGCCACUGAGGCCUAUCAGAAAGUUUUCAUCCCUGGAUACAGGUAUGUAACAUUGGGAAUGAUUCUGAAUGAAUCUCUAAGAUUGUACCCACCAGCAGUGGCAAUAAUCAGACGAGCCAAGAUCGAUGUACAAUUAGGCGGGCUCCACAUCCCGUCCGGGACCGAGCUUCUUAUACCGAUUCUAGCUGUUCAUCACGACCCGACGUUGUGGUGCCACGAUGUACAUGAAUUCAACCCCGCUAGAUUUGCCAAUGGUGUAGUCCAUGCAGCCAAACAUCCCUUGGCAUUCAUGCCCUUCGGCCUCGGAGCUCGCCGCUGCAUCGGACAAAAUUUGGCCAUUUUGCAAGCCAAAUUGGGCAUUGCCAUGUUACUGCAGCGCUUCUCAUUUGAGCUUGCACCACAUUAUAAACAUGCCCCUAGUGUUCUAAUGUUGUUGCAUCCACAAGAAGGUGCACCAAUUAUAUUCCGAAAAUUGUUCCUGCAUAACUUCGUCUUCUUCUUUGGGUGCCUUGCCAAUUUGAGCCUUAAAGCGUACCACCGUGAUUUCGAGCAACUGCACCCCACUCCUAGUGGUAAUGGCUUGCACAUUCUCCCUUGGAUUUGUUUUGGUGUUUCUAAGCAACAUCCCUUGUUGUCUUUCGAAAAGAAACUCGGCAAUUUGACCCACUUGACAUUCCAAAUUUUUCAAAGAGGCAUCAUUGCGUUCCUGAUAUUGCAAUUGAUGUUGGGAAUGAUUCUGAAUGAAUCUCUAAGAUUGUACCCACCAGCAGUGGCAAUUAUCAGACGAGCCAAGAUCGAUGUACAAUUAGGCGGGCUCCACAUCCCGUCCGGGACCGAGCUUCUUAUACCGAUUCUAGCUGUUCAUCACGACCCGACGUUGUGGUGCCACGAUGUACAUGAAUUUAACCCCGCUAGAUUUGCCAAUGGUGUAGUCCAUGCAGCCAAACAUCCCUUGGCAUUCAUGCCCUUCGGCCUCGGAGCUCGCCGCUGCAUCGGACAAAAUUUGGCCAUUUUGCAAGCCAAAUUGGGCAUUGCCAUGUUACUGCAGCGCUUCUCUUUUGAGCUUGCACCACAUUAUAAACAUGCCCCUAGUGUUCUAAUGUUGUUGCAUCCACAAGAUGGUGCACCAAUUAUAUUCCGAAAAUUGUAGGACUAUGAGGAAUAUAUUAAAACUUUAGGACCACAUGUUGUCAUAUCUUAGGACAAUACUACUAGUUUUCUAACUAACACCUCCACCAAUGCCCAAGUCAAAAUAGAAUUUUUCUCGAGAUGAAAUUUGUUCUGUCGCAGUUUGUUUUCUCUACGUUAGAGUUUUUGCCAUAGUUUAACCUAUUUUAAGUUGUUCUAACAGGACCGGUGGACCGCCUCUUCAAGUUGGCUUGGCUUAAGUCUCUUUGUAAUUAGUCAAGUGUUAAAAGAAAUUUCUCCUCCUUGUC